Messenger RNA from Sinocyclocheilus rhinocerous, 1796 nucleotides. Its product is annotated as short-chain specific acyl-CoA dehydrogenase, mitochondrial-like. The transcript has 9 exons. Gene Ontology annotation, cellular component: mitochondrion. Bases 5 to 1189 code for a protein of 394 amino acids. The record is from RefSeq and is a predicted model, not a curated record. Gene Ontology annotation, biological process: butyrate catabolic process; fatty acid beta-oxidation using acyl-CoA dehydrogenase. Gene Ontology annotation, molecular function: flavin adenine dinucleotide binding; short-chain fatty acyl-CoA dehydrogenase activity. Lineage: Eukaryota; Metazoa; Chordata; Actinopteri; Cypriniformes; Cyprinidae.
GGGCAUGGCGGUAGGGCAUGGCGUUCGCUGUUUGAGCCAGCUUGCGGAGCUGCCAGAGUUGCACCAGAUGAUGAGGCAGACAUGUAGGGAUUACGCUCAAAAAGAACUUGCGCCAAUCGCUGCUCAACUGGACAAAGAUCACAAGUUCCCAGCCAAGCAGGUAAAAGAACUGGGAGCGAUGGGUGUCAUGGCUGUAGAGGUACCAGAGAGUCUGGGUGGAGCUGGGAUGGAUUAUCUGGCGUACUGUCUGGCCGUGGAAGAGCUCAGCAGAGGAUGUGCAUCGACCGGAGUCAUCGUCAGUGUGAAUAAUUCGCUGUACCUGGGUCCAAUUCUGAAGUUUGGCACAGAAGAACAGAAAAAGCAGUGGAUUACUCCCUUCACCACGGGGGAAAGAGUUGGCUGUUUUGCUCUGAGCGAGCCAGGAAACGGCAGCGAUGCAGGUGCGGCGUCAACACUGGCACAGCAGGAGGGAGACGAGUGGGUUCUGAGCGGAACCAAAGCCUGGAUAACCAACUGCUGGGAUGCUUCCGCCACCGUCGUUUUCGCCACAACAGACAAGAGCUUAAAACACAAGGGAAUUAGUGCCUUCCUAGUGCCGAUGCCUCAUCCGGGGUUGUCUUUAGGGAAGAAAGAAGACAAACUGGGAAUUCGAGCUUCAUCGACUGCCAAUAUCAUUCUGGAAGACUGCCACAUCCCACUCGGCAACAUGCUGGGAGAGCGCGGAAUGGGCUUUAAGAUUGCAAUGCAAACUCUGGACAGCGGGCGGCUUGGUAUCGCAGCACAGGCUCUUGGUAUCGCUCAGGCAGCGCUGGACUGUGCGGCUGAUUACGCUCAUAAAAGAACAGCUUUCGGCGCUCCGAUUGGGAAACUGCAGGCGAUACAGUUUAAACUGGCAGACAUGGCCUUGGCCAUAGAGAGCGCUCGACUGCUCACCUGGAGAGCUGCAAUGCUGAGGGACGCAAAGAAACCUUUCACUAAGGAAGCUGCUAUGGCUAAACUGGCUGCAUCUGAGGCUGCUACGUUUGUCUCCCACCAGGCCAUCCAGGUGCUGGGCGGGAUGGGUUACGUCACAGACAUGCCUGCUGAGAGACACUACCGUGACGCCCGCAUCACAGAGAUCUACGAAGGCACCAGCGAGAUCCAGAGAUUAGUCAUCGCUAACAACAUUCUCAAAGAAUAUCAGCAGUAGGAGAGCUGAUGUUCACGUUGACUCGCUCUGUUACGACACUGUGCCUGGAUUGGCUGAUCUGGUCAGUCACAGAUCUCAGGACUGUGUUACUGUGACUGGCCACUGAAGAUGUAUUAAUGUUGCUCUAUCACAGAUAGAGUGACUCAAGACUGUUUGAAGUGCAUUUUCUCAUUUGUGCCACAAGAAUGUAGUAGAGAGUCUGGAUCGUUUGCCUUUGUAUCAGACCGUAAGGACUAAUCUUCACUGGGAAUUUAAAUGCAUAUCUGAUUGUACAUAAUGAAUUGUGUGUAUUUGUUAUGCAUUUUAAAAUAAAUAAUUAUAUCAAAUUUUAAUACUAUGAUUUGUUUAAAGUUGGUUUAUUGUAACACACCUUAUUGUAAUUCUAAGAUUCCUCUGAUGAUAGAAUUUGGUUUGAAUUAUGGCUAAAGGGAAAUUGUUUAUGGGACAAAGUUUGAGGGUUUUAAAACGGCUAGCUUGGACUGGUACAUGUUGCAGUUGUUUCUUUGGCCAACUUGAAUAAUACAAUGCUGAAAUCAUGAACAAUUUUCAGUGGGCUCCAAAAGUCUUGCGAUCACUAGUGAAAAAUCUUCUGUUUUGUCUAAUUUAU